Messenger RNA from Anoplopoma fimbria (sablefish), 3324 nucleotides. It is a transcript of the gene dcun1d4, whose product is annotated as DCN1, defective in cullin neddylation 1, domain containing 4 (S. cerevisiae). The transcript is spliced from 10 exons. Lineage: Eukaryota; Metazoa; Chordata; Actinopteri; Perciformes; Anoplopomatidae. The record is from RefSeq and is a predicted model, not a curated record. The coding region runs from base 527 to 1228 and encodes 233 amino acids. Gene Ontology annotation, biological process: positive regulation of ubiquitin-protein transferase activity; protein neddylation. Gene Ontology annotation, molecular function: ubiquitin conjugating enzyme binding; ubiquitin-like protein binding; cullin family protein binding. Gene Ontology annotation, cellular component: ubiquitin ligase complex.
AAUAGUUGUUGAGUCUAAAGCUUGGGAUUUGUAGUUCAGCUUCCAGCCUGAGCAGAGGCAUCAGUGGCUUUCUUUUAAAGGAAGUGGACUACAACUCCCACACACCCAACUCUCCAGAUACUUUGUAAACUCUGUGCAAGUUGCGCGUCUGCACUGCUAUUUUAGGUAUGCAGCUACUGCUCGGCCCUGUGUGUGUGUGUGAGUGAGUAUGUGUGUGUGUGUGUGUGUUUUUAAAAUGUCUGGUUUUUGGCUUUGCAGAAAUAAAUCUGGAUUCGGGGUAGGAGGGGUGCAUAGAUGACAUUUGGCAACAAGGUAGCACGCGCACGAUCACACAUCGAGUUUGCAUGUCGAGGAAUGCACACAGUCACUCCCUCAUUACUGUGAGAGAUGUUUUUUUCCUUUUUUCUGAAACCCUCUUAAAGUAGAAAUCACACUGAAAUUUACAGCUGAGUUCCCACUUGACUACGCUGGCCAGCAUCCAUAAGAUCCACCACACCUUGCACAGGCUGCGUGUUGCCCCAGAGCCAUGCCUCCUAGGAAAAAGAGGAGACCCUCUGCUGGAGACGACAUGUCGGCCAAGAAAAGUCGCCAAGACAGCGUUUUCAGAAAACACGAAACGCCACAAAUCCGUGAAGAGGAGACAUUUUCCAGUAAAAGAUGUCUGGAGUGGUUCUACGAAUAUGCAGGUGAAGGUUGUGACGACGUGGUGGGUCCAGAGGGCAUGGAGAAGUUCUGUGAGGACAUCGGGGUGGAGCCGGAGAACGUGGUGAUGCUGGUUCUUGCCUGGAAGCUGGACGCCCAGAGUAUGGGAUACUUCACCCUCCAGGAGUGGCUGAGAGGAAUGGGCUCGCUGCAGUGCGACUCCACGGAGCGGCUGAGGAACUCGCUCGACUACCUGAGAUCUGUCCUGAACGACAGUACCAGUUUUAAGCUCAUUUAUAGAUACGCCUUUGAUUUUGCCCGGGAAAAGGAUCAGAGGAGUUUGGACUUGAACACAGCCAAGUGCAUGCUGGGUCUUCUUCUGGGGAAGACGUGGCCUCUGUUUCCCGUGUUUAAUCAGUUUCUAGAGCAAUCCAAGUACAAAGUCAUCAACAAGGACCAAUGGUGCAAUGUUUUAGAGUUCAGCAGGACAAUCAACCUGGACCUCAGCAACUACGAUGAGGACGGUGCCUGGCCAGUUUUGUUGGACGAGUUUGUGGAAUGGUACAAGGAGAGACAGAUGUCAUAGAAGAGCAAGAAAAAAAAAAACAAUGGAGGAAAGAAACACAACUGUGACAACAAACGACUAUGAGAAUCAACAACCGACAAGUAAACAAUACAACAAUGGUAAAGCAGUGACUGUGGGCGCUUCCGGGUAGAGGAGAGGGGGUUUAUGGGUAGGCUAGGAGGGUGUGUGUGUGGUUGUGUGUGUGUGGCGGGGGGGCAGACGCUGGGUUUGCAGCCUGGGUGAACGCCGCCCAGAAAAGCAUGGAGGGCUGCCAUAGUGAGGUUAUGUCUCCUAUCAAAGUUGCAUAGUCGGCGAGCUUGCAGCAAUCCCCCCCCUCACCCCCUCACCCCCUCACCCAGUGGCAUUGCUCUCUCUCACUGUGACCCGUCAUAUUGCUGUGUGUGUGUGUGUGUGUGUGUGUGUGUGUGUGUGUGUGUGUGUGCGUGUGUUUGGAUAACAUGAGAUCACACAUGGACGAUGGAAGCUGAACGGUUUUGUGUGUUUGUCAGAGAAAAACGAACCAUUCAUGCAUUUUGUGUCGGAGUCUUUAAAAGGGGUCACUUUGAUCCGGGGCACACUUUAAACUAUGAAUGAUGGACUUGGAACUAUUUUUUUUCUGUUUGUCGUAUUUUGAGUUCUUCAAGAAGCACACUGUGUCAAAAAACGGUUGAUGGCAGGUUUCGGUUGUCGAGCUGUUUACGUUUAAUUUGUGCCAGUGAUUUAUCAUUCUUCCCCUCCUCUUCAUUUUUGUUCCUUCCUGCUGUUUCUCCUCCAGCUAAUGCUAACAGUUUGCUAACCCCCCUCCCUCCCUCCCCCUCCAAAGGCUUCAGACCUCAUAACACCAAACCAAUCAGCAUUGCUGCUUACUAACUCUUAUCACAGUGCGGCGGUGAGCCACUCGCUCUGAUCGGCAUCUAUCGGCCUCCGACGACCGAUUCGAUGCGUGUACGAUGUUGUAGGUAAGAGUAUUAUUGUGCCUCGAAAAACAUGGAAGUCACUUUGUGUGUCAUACCACACACACACAUACCAACAAACCCAAAUGUAUAUACACACACAAACACACAUACAGAGACACACUGAAGUGGUCAGGGAUUAUUUCAGGAUGAAUUCAGACUGUCGACUUAGAGCUUGUCGGUGUCCUAUUUUGUCUCGAGACGUGGCAUCUGUUUCGUCCUCCUUAGUCCACUGAUAGUUUCUUACUGGUAGCAUCUCUCCCCCCGACAGUGUUAUUAACAUAACUACAGUGGAAGACCGGUGACCCUUCUCAGGACGAGGUCCUUAAAGGCUUGAGUAGAAAGGUAGGUUUGCUGAAAGCGUUGCUGUCGUAGGAAACCCCCUCCCGACAGUUUGGAACCGCGUGGCGAUGCUACGCCGUUCUUUUCGCCUAGUAUAAUGUUCUCGUAACACAUGUAUAGAUUUUUUGUCUUUGGCCGUGGUGUGAUGCUGAAUCGUCGAGAUUUAAUAUUUGCAUGCAUGCUCCGACAGAGCCUUCUGUGAAUGGAUGAGAUUUAUAAUUUUUUUGAAAUUAUAAUUUUUUUUUUUUCAAAAGCUUUUUAUUUUUUUUGUUUUUUGUUUUGUACAGGAAUUUGUGCAAGUGUUUUUGUGCUUAAUUUCUUUUUUUGAUAUUCACGAGCAUGUCGUCUGAAUCCUGAUGGACGACGUGAUUGUGUGUAUUGAGACCUGGAACACACCUGUAACCUCACGGUGGAGCGGGAGUUCCCUCCUGCAUUCAGCCCAUCUUCAACACAUCCUCACACGUGCUGCAAGGCUUCCGUUGGCUGCAGACUGGAUCUUAUUUUAUUUAUUUUUUUAUUUACAUGAUACGCAUUAGAAAUACGCAUUGAGAUUUGCUGUGAAGAUAGAAUGCAUUGAAAUCUACUGCAGCUGAAGCUAUAUGAAGGCCUCUGUUGUUACAAUGAGAAUCAUCAGCAUCACAUCUGAGACGGAGGUCGUUGUUGGAUUGUUUACCAAAUACUGUGUAGAGAUCAAUGUUUUAGAUUUUCUCCCAUAACGAUGCAGGAGGAUGAACACCCUUGUCCCAACUGUAUAUAUGUAUGUAAACUAUGUAAGUGUCUAUAUGUCUGUUUUCACUAUAACCUAAUGUCUAUAUACAUAAA